Diatraea saccharalis (sugarcane borer) is the source of this 1743-nucleotide messenger RNA. NCBI's taxonomy places the organism in Eukaryota, Metazoa, Arthropoda, Insecta, Lepidoptera, Crambidae. The record is from the annotation of a GenBank genome assembly.
AUGAAUAAGGUUCAGGCGAUUACCUGGUGUACUCUACUGUUGUCGAUAGCGACGAGAGCACAGCAACAAACCACGGACUCGACUGACGAUGACAGAAGCAACAGCAUCGAUCAAAAACCUUCUGUAAGAUUAGACCCGUACAUUCGAAAAGCUUUACUGAAGGCUCUCAGUGAACUCGAGGAAAGCGACAAUCUUUCAACAGGUACCGACACUACAGAGGAAUCGUCUACUGUCGACUCAUCCAUUUAUAAAACUGAUUCAAUCGCGGAAACUUUACAGCCUCCAGCUCCCGAAGAGAAAAUACAAAUACAUUCAUUUGUUGUGAAUGGCCAAGCAGCAUUUGCUAACAGUACCAACGUAACACCAACUAUAAUAGAUAAUAGAAUUUCUAUUCUAAGCACCACUGCAGGAAAUGUAGAAAAUCAUGUGACAGCCACUCUUCCAACGCAAACUCCAUUUAGUGAAGCUUUUCAAUCAAAAGAUAGCUCUAUUAACAUCCAACAAGUAAGAAGUAUUCAGACCACAUUAAAUACGGAUACGACUAAGAGUAAAAAUCAAAUAUUAACAACAAAACCUACAACAAUAAAAACUACUACAACAACAACUACCACGACAACCACGCCAAAGCCAACACACAACGAAGACGGAGAAAAUAUUGAGGAGGUCGACAAGAAAGAUGUACAAGUUUUUCAAGCGCCUCUUGUAGCAGCAUUCACUGUACACCAAGAUGCGCAAGGAUUACCCAAAAAAGUUAUACCUAUCUAUCAACAGACUAAUAGACAGACUAUAUCACCUACUCUUCCUUCCGGCGUUCUAUCAACUCAAUUCACAAGACAGACUUCAACUACUCAAAAUUUGAACGUUAGCCCAGUUCAGCGGCCAGAAUUCAUUGAACAACAACUUGCUUUACAAAAACAAUUGGAAGAGAAACAAAAAAUUCUUGAAGAACAACUUAGAUUAUUACAGCAACAACAAAGACAGCAAGAGGAACUUUUGAGAAAACAACAAUAUCUUUUACAACAAAAAGAAGCACAGAGACAGCAACAAUUACUUUUUGAUCAAGAACAACUUAAACGACAACAAUUACAGGCAAAUAACGUAGUUAACCAGAUACAAGGUCUACAGAAAAACUUACAACAGAUCCCCUUUUUAAACCAAAAUAUUCCACAGGCUCAAAAUUCACAGGUAUCAAUCCAACCUAGUGUAACAUUAGAUCAGAAUAACCUAGUGGGUAAUCAACAGCAACUUCCUAACCGCGAAGCAGUUGACUUUUUGCUUCAUCUACGUAGCCAACAAUCGGAACAAUUUCCCUUACAAGAGAACCAUCUACCACAAGGUAUCAGCAAUUUUCUACAGCCCAACCCAAUUUCAAAUUUCCAAGGGUCAAAUUUCAAUCAACUUCGAUUGAACGAUCAAUUUGGACAACAAAAACAAAGUCACCGAGUUUUCCGUCAUGAGAGUAGUGUUGGCAAUUUUGGAUUUAACAACCAAAACUAUAAUAGAUUUAGUACUUUUACUCCAAUCAAUUCAAACCGUUUUUUUCCAUUCAACAGGCCAAAUCAAUUUAACCCCGAUCUUGAAUUAAAACAGCUCUUGGUACAAAACGGUCUAAACGGAAGAAGUCAUGAAGACUUAAACAUCGUUACCAAAGUUUUGUCACUUAAUCAUGGAAUACCUUUGAAUGGCAAUAUAUCCAAUAAAUUACCUUUUGACAGCCGGAGGCAUGUCAGGCCAAAUGCAUAG